Messenger RNA from Phanerochaete carnosa HHB-10118-sp, 701 nucleotides. RefSeq lists its product as uncharacterized. The annotation marks the transcript as partial. Lineage: Eukaryota; Fungi; Basidiomycota; Agaricomycetes; Polyporales; Phanerochaetaceae. The transcript is spliced from 2 exons. The record is from RefSeq and is a predicted model, not a curated record.
UUAUUCCCCUCCACUCUGUACAUAGCGUCCGAUGCUCGCUUGUACAUAUGGCAUAAAAUGGAAGAAGGCACAUUACACGCACAUUCACUGCAAUCGCUCCCUGUAGAACUACUGUACGAGAUCUUCAUAUAUUCAAGCUGGCAUCUACUUCCCCAUACCUCCAAGCAUUUCUAUGAGGUUUUCAAGUGUUCCCCUUCAUCUGUGACCGCCGAGUACCUCCUUGCGCGACAUACCAACGCUGCAGGACUCAUCAAGUUCGGCGGUGCUCUCAUCACGAAGAUUUUACGAUACCCCAUAUGCACCCAAACAGUGCUAGAGGCCCUGCUCCGACUACCCGAUUAUGCUUCUACGAAAAGGGACACUUCCGGAACCAUCAAGCUACCUAGACGACUCUUUCGCUCGCUAUCGCCACGGUCCACACGACCAUGGAGCGCACAGGACGAACCAAUGCCCUUCCUUCGCUACAUCUACGACCACCCGCAAAUUCCCCCACCAAAUGCGAAUUGCUGGGAUGGUUAUGCACUCACGAGGGCCGUCGCCUCAGGCUUCAUUCCUUUGACCCAAUUCCUGCUCGAGCACGGGGCGUCGCCGGCGUGCAAAGGCGGCAUGGCGGUCCUUGUGGCGGUCCGGCGUAAGAACCUUCCACUCGUUAAGAUGCUCAUACAACCUGAUACGACUCCAGUGACACCUGUGGAGGACGA